AUGGAGGCUCCAGAGGAAGCUGCACUCUGCUUUCCCCACAUCAACACCUCCUGCAGGAGGAGGACGGGUCCUUACGUGGAGACAAUGCUCACUUACACUGUGCUGUCCUGCAUCGCGAUACUCACCGUGAUCCUAAACCUGUUGCUCCACACCACCACCAACCUCCUCCUCCUCUCUCUGGCUGUUGCUGACUUCCUCGUGGGUCUCCUGCAGAUGCCACUUCUCCUCCUCCAGAACCAAGGCUGCUGGUUCUUGGGCGAUGUCAUCUGUGUCGUGUAUUACUGUUUAGGUUUCCUUGUUGUCAGCGUUUCAGUGGGAAGCAUGGUGCUCAUAUCAGUCGACCGCUAUAUAGCAAUUUGUAACCCCAUGUUUUACACCACCAGAGUCACUCUGACCAGAGUUAAACUCUGUGUUUGUCUAUGUUGGAUAUUUUCCAGUGUACACAGCAGUUGGAUUUUGAGGGGUGUCCUAAAACAGCCUGACAUGUAUAACUCCUGCUAUGGAAGUUGUGUAGUUGUGGUCGGUUUUGCUGAAGGACUUGUUGAUCUUAUUGCCACAUUUUUAUGCCCCAUUUUAAUCAUAUCAGUUCUGUAUUUGAGAGUGUUUGUGGUGGCUGUGUCUCAGGCUCGGGCCAUGCGCUCUCAAAUCGUAGUCGUCACAGUGGUGCAUUCCCAGACUUUAAAAGCAAUGAAAUCUGAGAUUAAAGCAGCAAGGACUCUUGGUAUUGUAUUGGUAGUUUUUCUUCUCUGCACAUGUCCAUAUUCAUGUUUUGCUGUUGCAGCUGAGACUGCCUUGCUUGGGGCGUCAUAUUCGUUAAUUAUGCUUUGGUUAGUCUACUUAAACUCGACCUUUAACCCUGUGAUUUAUGUCUUUUUCUACCCGUGGGUCAGAAAAACCAUUAAACACAUUUUUACUCUUCAGAUUCUGCAGCCUGGCUCCCGUGACGUGAGUGUGAUGUAG
This is a messenger RNA of Solea solea (common sole), 960 nucleotides long. RefSeq names its product trace amine-associated receptor 13c-like. Lineage: Eukaryota; Metazoa; Chordata; Actinopteri; Pleuronectiformes; Soleidae. The record is from RefSeq and is a predicted model, not a curated record. The coding region runs from base 1 to 960 and encodes 319 amino acids. The transcript has 2 exons. Gene Ontology annotation, biological process: G protein-coupled receptor signaling pathway. Gene Ontology annotation, molecular function: trace-amine receptor activity. Gene Ontology annotation, cellular component: membrane.